AUGGAUUACGGACGUAAGAGGAAACUUUCUUUUGUCACAAUCGGACUGCUGUUUUUCCUGAGUGGUAUUGAAUAUGCUGUUAUCCUCCCGACUAUAUGGAGGUAUCUGCAGAUUCUCGAUGCCCCGCCGUAUUUCCUCGGACUCGGUCUGUCCGCGUUCAGUUUCAGUGGACUCGUGACGGGGCCGUUAUUCGGACGCUGGUCUGAUCGAACCCGCACUACAAAGACCAUCAUCCUUUUCUCGAACCUCUUUGAGAUUGUGGGGAACUUCAUGUACUUCAUAGGCUACUCAAAAUGGCUUCUCCUGUCCAGUCGACUUGUUGCAGGCGUCGGAGCUGGCGCAGGUUCGUCCAUUUUUGGCUUCCUGACACGGACCACCUUUCCUGAAGAACGAGCUCGAGUGUUCGCCGCUGUGAUGGCAUCACGACAAGCCGGACUCCUGAUCGGGCCUGCUUUUAACAUUUUCCUGCGAUUGUGCGAUUUUCAACUGGGACCGUUCAUCGUGAACAAGUACACCGCUCCUGGGCUCUUCAUGUGUACCAUGUGGCUGGUGCUCCAGUUAGCCGUGGUUGUGCUGUACUGGGACGUCCCUCCGCUGGACUCCGUACCCGAGAUGCACACUGCCCUUCACUGUGUCAGGGAAGAAGAGGAGCGACCUCUUGUGUGCUCGCAGGGUGACGAUAGUACACCGGUGUCAGGUUCCUGCACCAUGGUGCUAUCUGACCAGACCGAGACGCAGCUUUCAGAAGACCUCGCACCUGCCUCAGACAGUCCUCAUUCCCUGGAUGACCCCUUCGAGAACUUCAACGCCAGCCAAGAGUUCCUGAGGGAGGAGGUGGUGGUUCUCCUGACCGCACAGUUCAUCACGCUCUUUAAUCAGACCGCACUCGAGACCAUGGUCACGCCAAUGACGCAGAAGUACUUCGGCUUUGGUGAGCUGGGGAACAGUGUGAUGUACGGACUGUGUGGCGUGGAGGUCAUCGUCGGGUUCUUUGUCGUUCGCUGGCUGAGCCGCAUGCUGGAGGAGCGUGUGCUGCUCGCUGCCGGCCUGAUCGUGAGCUGCGUGGCCUGUGUCUGGUGCCUCGUCUUCCUUGCCGACCCCAAGGGUGGCUUUGUGCUGGAGCUGAGCGAGUUCAUUAUCGGGGUGUUCCUGCAGCUGCUGGGGCUUCCCUUCGUCGCAGUGUCCCAGGUGUCCCUCUUCUCCAAAGUCACUGCAGAGAAGACGCAAGGUUUUAGUCAAGGUGUACGGCGCUCCGUUGGAGGUCUCGCGACCAUCCUGGGUCCGCUCUGGGCUGGAGGUUUAACAGGAAACUUGUAUGUGAUGCUGGGAAUGAUGCUGUUUCUCCUCACACUCAUUAUGAUCAUGAUGGCACUGUCCUACGAAAAACUGGUGGAGCCCCCCGUGGUGCGGCACGCAGACGACUCUGAGGGCGAAGGAUAGACGAGGAAGUCCCUCGUUCAUACGUCAAACUGUUCAGGACAGCAGCUUGCGGUGGUCCGUCUGGCCCGGGUUUGGAGUGCGUGUGGUGCUCAGUGGAACAGAUGCUGAAGCCGUGGUAGUUACCAGCUUGUGCCAGGAGCAGCAGACCUCAGACAGCAAGAGGGAUGGACACACACGCACGCCCACACAUAUGCUCACACACACACACCUUAUACAGCUCUGCGUGUUAUGUAAUUUGCACUGUUUUGCAUAAAAUGUACAGUACCGUAAAUAUGAAAAUGCAUUUAAACAAACUACGCAAUUUAUUGUCUUCAAGUCUUUAUGCUAAGGUUGCUUUGAUUUGCGUGAUUGUAGUUUGCAGUGAGUGUACAGAUGAGGGCGCUAUUCCUCCACAACACUGAGUGUGUGCGUGUACAUGCAAAUGUCUCCACAAGGACUGGAAUAUCUGUCAGUUUUGACCUUGUGGGGACAUUUGGCUGGUCCCCACAAGGAUUUGUUUGUUUGUUUUUACAAAAACUUCAGCUUUUAUUAAAAACAAAUGGAGAAAAGAGUUUUGUUUUGAUUACUGAGGUUAA
Molecule: messenger RNA, 2015 nt
Organism: Neoarius graeffei (lesser salmon catfish)
Lineage: Eukaryota; Metazoa; Chordata; Actinopteri; Siluriformes; Ariidae
Gene: mfsd8l2
Product: major facilitator superfamily domain containing 8-like 2
Exons: 12
Coding region: 1-1440 (479 amino acids)
Biological process (GO): transmembrane transport
Molecular function (GO): transmembrane transporter activity
Source: RefSeq, a predicted model, not a curated record